GAAUCUCCAGUAUUUAAGGGUGGGGAAAAGAUAAUGCCUAACCACUCAAACUGAAGAUGAUAACAUGGGGUACAUGCAUUUUGGGUACACAUUUUUGGAAUUUUGUGGCAUAUUAUUAUGAAAGUAACACAAACAUUUAUUUCAAAAUAUUUUAAAUGAGUCCUGUUUAUAAUUAUGACCAUAUUUGCACUUUUCUUGACACUACAAACACCUUGCCUGGUAUCUGGCCGAAUAAUAUACUAGUGACAUCAAAUACAAGGCAAGUUCGCCAGUUUCGUAAAAAGUAUAUCUAACGGAAAUGAGUUUGGUAUUUUAUUUAUUACCCACUUUCAAACACAAAUCUGUAAAUAUCAACAUUUUGGGUAGAACCCUCUGCUCUACAAUUUGUAAAACUGGUAUAGUAAUGUAAGGGUGACAAUACAAAUUUCAGCCAAUUACAAUAGGUCUAAUAAUGUUUAAUUUGUCAACCUAUAAUCCAAAUAUUAACACAGGUUUAUAUUUACCAAUGUUGUAGAUUCCGCUUUGGAGUAAGCAAGUAACAGUGGGCGUGUGUGGGUGUGCGUGUUGCACAUCUUUGGUAUGGUUCGCAUUCUGGAUGUGGCUCACCAGCGAUUCCCCAGCCCAGCACAAACGGAUAUCUGAAAUUGAGAAGAAAUAUAUAGAACACUGUUUGAAAGACAGCGCUAGGUCUUCUGAGGAUGAGGCAUUGAAUAUUCCAUGGAAGAAGAUAGCAAUGUCACUUCCGGUGUGGGCUAUUAUCGUGAGCAACACAACGUCGGAUUGGGGCGCAUACACCCUGAUGACCAACAUUCCGACAUACAUGAAGGAAGUACUCAAGUUUGACAUAGCCGCGAAUGGUUUACUGUCGGCUCUGCCGUAUAUCAUCUUCUGGUUGUUGAUCAACGUGUCGGGGUGGCUGGCUGAUUUUGUCAGGAAGAAAAGAAUACUCUCGACAACAGUCACAAGGAAAUCAUUCGACGCAUUCGGUAAAAUUGUUCCAGCUAUAAUGUUGAUCGGCCUGGGGUACGUGGAUUGCACCCAGCCUGUCACGGGCGUUGUUCUUUUGAUGCUCGGUGUCUGUCUCACAGGUUUUCAAUACAGCGGGUUCGUAGUGAACCACGUCGACAUCGCUCCGGCUUACGCUGGCAUCCUUUUCGGCAUAUCCAACUCUAUUGCGGCGGUCACAGGAUUUAUCUCCCCUGUUGUAGUGGGAGUCAUAACAACCAAAGGACAAACAAGAACUGAAUGGCAAUAUGUGUUUUUCAUUUCUGCCGCUAUAUAUGUCUUUGGCGCCAUUUUCUAUAUUAUCUUCGCAUCAGGAGAGCUCCAGCCAUGGGCGCGAAGUACACAGGAACCAGAAGGCAAUGCCAUGGUACACCUGGAAGGUGACAAGAACAGGAAAUAUGAAGAACACGACGACAUGAUGAAAAAUCACGACUAUUGAAGAAGAAACCCGUAAUGAUAACGUACCUUUGUUAAAAGAAGACCUGUUAAUAUUAUAUUUGUGGGAUAAAACUUUAUAUUAGAUUACAUCAUUGUUAGAAAGUUGUUGGUGGUAUUAUAAUGAUAAAUAAAACAUUUGAUCAUAUUUCAACUCAA
Gigantopelta aegis is the source of this 1599-nucleotide messenger RNA. Its product is annotated as sialin-like. NCBI's taxonomy places the organism in Eukaryota, Metazoa, Mollusca, Gastropoda, Neomphalida, Peltospiridae. The coding region runs from base 596 to 1444 and encodes 282 amino acids. The transcript has 6 exons. Gene Ontology annotation, biological process: monoatomic anion transport; transmembrane transport. Gene Ontology annotation, molecular function: transmembrane transporter activity. The record is from RefSeq and is a predicted model, not a curated record.